Syngnathoides biaculeatus (alligator pipefish) is the source of this 1361-nucleotide messenger RNA. RefSeq names its product glucose-6-phosphatase 2-like. Bases 53 to 1126 code for a protein of 357 amino acids. Gene Ontology annotation, biological process: gluconeogenesis; glucose 6-phosphate metabolic process. NCBI's taxonomy places the organism in Eukaryota, Metazoa, Chordata, Actinopteri, Syngnathiformes, Syngnathidae. Gene Ontology annotation, molecular function: glucose-6-phosphatase activity. Gene Ontology annotation, cellular component: membrane. The transcript has 5 exons. The record is from RefSeq and is a predicted model, not a curated record.
UGGUGUUGGCGAAGUUGUUCUUUCAGUAGUGGCCGCAGAGAGUCAACUAUAGAUGGAUUUUGUCUACAAUAAUGAGGUGCUGGUUAUUCAGCAUCUCCAGAACAACUACGGGGAAUACCAUGACUUUCUCGUCCUCAUUUCAACCGUGGGCGACCCUCGAAAUAUAUUCUCGGUUUAUUUCCCCCUGUGGUUCCACCUCAAUCACAGUGUGGGCACCAAGAUGAUAUGGGCGGCUGUUUUUGGUGACUGGUUCAAUCUCAUUUUCAAAUGGAUUCUCUUUGGGCAGCGACCCUAUUGGUGGGUGCAUGAAAGUCAUCUUAUCCAGAACGGUUCUCUCCCCCAUUUGGAACAGUUUCGCAUAACUUGUGAAACAGGUCCAGGUAGUCCAUCCGGUCACACCAUGGGCUCAUCAUGCCUUUGGUAUGUCAUGAUCACGUCUGUGCUCAACUCAACUGGGCUUGCCGCUUUCACCACAGACCACACUUCCAAGAGGUUUUGGCUUCUGAAGUCAUGCCUGUGGACUGCUUUUUGGAUCAUUCAAAUAAGUGUUUGCAUCUCCAGGGUUUUUAUUGCCACACAUUUCCCUCAUCAGGUCAUCCUCGGUCUUCUAGCUGGAAUGCUCGUCGCAAAGACAGUUGAACACAUCCCCUCCGUUUACAAUGCAAGUUUGAAAACUUACAUUCAGACCAGUGUUUUCCUCUUCUCCGUUGCUCUCGGCUUCUACCUGCUACUCAACCUGGCAGGCACGGACCCACUGUGGUCAGUCACCAAAGCCAAGAGGUGGUGCGCCAGUCCAGACUGGAUCCACCUCGACACCACUCCUUUCGCUGGGCUGGUGAGAAACCUGGGAGUCUUGUUCGGCCUGGGUCUGGCCGUCAACUCUGAGAUGUUCAUUCAAAGUUGUAAGGGCAAGAACGGCCACGAAAUCCGAUUUAAACUCAUGUGCGUGGCCGCCACCCUCACGACCCUUCAAGUGUAUGGCGUAGUGAAAAUACCCACUCACACCGAGGUGCUUUUUUACAUACUGUCUUUUUGCAAGAGUGCCUCAAUGCCGCUUGUUGUGGUUGCUCUGAUUCCGUACUGUGUUUUCCUGAUGAUGGGACACGAGGACAGGAAACUUGUUUAGAAGCAACGUCGUCUUGUAAUAUGAGUAAUAUUUUUGGUUUUAAUUAUAUUCAAUGACAUAUUAGGUGAUGUAAUGAAUGCACACAAGUGUAGCACAUUUUUGUACAUAUUAUGAAGUUAUGGUUUUACUUUAUUCAACCUUAUUUUACAGGAUUGCCUUGUGAAAACUGUAUUAUAUAAUUUUGAAAGUUGCUGUAAAGGAAACUUAAUAAAUUGUACAUUUUAAGAUGUGAUUU